GCUGUUUGCAAAAAAGAUAUAUGUACAUAUGUAUAUGUGCAGCGGAAUUAAUAGAUAAUUUGUAAUUUCGAUGAAAAUUGUUCAAUUCCUGUGUGCAUAGUUUAAUUAAUUUAAAGUGAAGCAAAACAAUGUCGUCUUUUGAUGAAGAUAACAGCUGGAUGCAAUAUAAGCCAAGUGCAAAGUUCCUACCUGUGGUAGAUGGCAAAACUGCAGACUGUCCUGCCGCUGGCACAACAGAUUAUGAUAAACUGGAGACGCCCAUUUUCAGCAAACGCCAAAUAACGUUGCGUAUACCAUCGAACUACAAAGGAAACUUAAUGCAUGCAGCUGUAAAUAAGAGAUGGUUAAUUUGUGUGCUGGAUACGCAGCAAACUAUAUUAUUACGUUUCUUUUUGCCUAGAGCGCUGCCUCCAGGCGAAAUUGCAUUGGAGAAGUAUUUAGCGGGUUACGCUAUAUCAAAAGUAUUCCUCGAUUAUACUGGACACCAUACACUUAUACCAUUGGUUCCGCAGACGCCCGGUCUAUCGGCAGACUUUCUUUAUAUACAUGCGAAUGGGCCAAAAGUGAGGCGUGUGGAAAAGUUCAAAGAUCAUGAAAUUACAUCGGUCGCAUUUAACCGUUAUAUGGGCACGGAAUCCUCUACGGGACCAAUAUUGCUGGGUACCAGUAGGGGUCUGAUUUUCGAAACGGAACUGGUGCAAGAUGGUUUGUCUCCCCUGUAUCGAAAACAAGUGUACGACUUGGGUUUGGGACGUACAAAGUAUCCCAUAACGGGAUUGGAGUUAUUACGCCUACCCAAUACAAACAGAUUUAUGGUCAUUGCAACUGCACCUGAUUGCAUUUACACAUUCCAAGAGAAUUGUAAAUCUGAUGAUAGAUCUCUACAGUUCAUUUUUGCCAAUUAUGUAAAUGGGCAACAAAUUCAUGGUGCCGAGAUGGUUGAAACUGAAUUGAGUUAUUCGGUGCUGCAGCUGUACGGAGAGCCAAAUGAAAAGCUGCCCAAACAAUGGGCCUGGUUGUGUGGUAGCGGUAUACGCUUCGGAGAG
Molecule: messenger RNA, 1046 nt
Organism: Rhagoletis zephyria (snowberry fruit fly)
Lineage: Eukaryota; Metazoa; Arthropoda; Insecta; Diptera; Tephritidae
Product: vacuolar protein sorting-associated protein 18 homolog
Source: RefSeq, a predicted model, not a curated record